UGUUAAUUCUACAUGUUGUAAUUAUCACAACAUAUAGGCCCUGUUCUCUUCACCUUAAAAAAAAAUAUUAAGUAAAAAUAAUUUUAGUUCAGUAAAAUUAAGUUCAGUUCAGUAAAAAUAAGUUCAGUUCAGUAAAAAUAAUUUCAAUUCAGCAAAAUUAAGGUGAAUCAAACAUGGUCACAGACUAAUCUUUAUUUAUCGAUUCCUCAAAAAAAAAAAAAAAAAAAAAAACCUUUGUUUAUCAAAAGGAUACAAAUAAUAUUUUUAUUUAUGUUAAUUAGCAAAUCAAUCAAACUAUUAAACUUAUCAAAACGCUAAUAACACAAAUCGACUUAUUUCAUUCAGCUAGUAUAUAGUACCCUAUAUAUACCUCUAUCCAAAAAUUACAUUUUCCAAAUUAAACUAAAAUUCACCCUCUCAAAUUCAUCAAAAAAAAUUCCAAGAAAAACAUGGAAGAAAUACUAGCAACAUUAUCAAUCGACAAGAAAAACAACAACCAAUGCCAACAUUUUGCAUUCAUCAACAAUUCAUGCGCAUGUUGCAAGAAAACCAAGAACAAGUGCGAUAAUCCCACCACCAUACAACUCCGUUACAUUGAUCCUAAACUCUCCCUCACCCUCGACGCCAUUCGUCGUGUUCGAGACCGUGAUCUCGAAACCUUACUUAAACGCAAGAAGCUUCACUUAGUUCUUGACUUGGACAACACGUUAAUUCACACCAAGAAGGUUAACCUAAAGGAUCGAAAAAAGAACAAAAUGGGUAAAGAUGAUGACGUGUUCGAGAUCUUGGGUGGUGAUUGGUUAGUCAAGUUAAGGCCGGGCACGUGUCAUUUUCUCGAGCGAGUUAGUACGAUGUUCGAUUUGUCGAUAUACACCAUGGCGGAACAGUCCUACGCUAGGGAAGUGGGUAAGUUGCUCGAGGCUAAUAUGGGCGUGUUCGACAAUAACUUUUGUUUUACGAGGGUUAUUUCUAAGGAGCAUGGUACAAAGUCGGAUCGAAAGGGGCUUGAUGUUGUGUUGUCUUACGAACGGGUUGUUUUGAAUGUGGAUGAUUGUGAAGAGGUUUGGGGUGAACAUAAGGCUAAUUUGAUUCAAAUUAAACCCUAUAAUUUUUUCAAUCAGAAAUCUCCUUUGGAAGAUGAUCAAGAUCUUGCUAGGGUUUUGGAAGUUUUAAGCACGGUUUAUAAUGUGUUUUAUGAUAAAAAGGAUAGGAAUUUUUCUGGGAAAGAUGUUAGGCAAGUUCUUGAAAAUGUUCGAGAUCAAUUCGAUUGAUCAGUAUUUGUUGAAUGAUUAGCAAAGUGCUUUUUGGGUAUCGAGUAAGGGUUCGUUCGGCAUCAAUGUAGUGAUUUUGGAUGUAUGGCUUUCGGUAUUUCUCAUACAAUCCACCAAAUUUUCCUUUAUUGUUUAAUGUUUAGUAAUUUUGUUCAUUUCAUUGUCGAUUUUAGGGUUUAUCUUUUCCCCAAUUCUACGGGUUGUAAGUUGGAUGUUUUUGUCUAAUUGUGAAUCCUAGAACAAUUUCAAUUUCAGUAUGUUCAUUGUAAAGUUGCAGUAGUUGUCCGUCUAAGUCUUCUGUUUUUAUUUUCUAAUUCUAUGUUUGUUAUUUUAAGUCAUUUACUAUACUUGUAAUCACUUUUUUUUUUCUUUGAAAUAUAUACUUGUAAUCACUUGAUUGAAGCUAAAUAUGAAGGUAGGAA
Messenger RNA from Chenopodium quinoa (quinoa), 1693 nucleotides. Its product is annotated as RNA polymerase II C-terminal domain phosphatase-like 4. NCBI's taxonomy places the organism in Eukaryota, Viridiplantae, Streptophyta, Magnoliopsida, Caryophyllales, Amaranthaceae. The record is from RefSeq and is a predicted model, not a curated record. Gene Ontology annotation, molecular function: RNA polymerase II CTD heptapeptide repeat phosphatase activity. Bases 450 to 1271 code for a protein of 273 amino acids. The transcript has a single exon.